GCGGAGCGGGCUGACAUGGAUGUGCUUGGGCCACACUUCACCAAGGAGUCUGUCUCUCCCCCCGCCCAGUCCCUGAUACAAGAUUCAGAAUGGUUUGCGUUGGGUCCACAAGAGAAGUUGGCCUGGGUUAAAGCAUCUAGAGACCCUAGGAUUGCUGAAGGUCAGCAGUCCCCACUGGAGAAAAAAAUAUUGAAUCUAGGUGGUGUGCAUACAAAAGCAGCAAGACAGCUGAGAACUCAAAAAAAUCAAGAAGAGUAUCAAACACUCUAUAGGGAGCAAGGCCUUUCCCUUGACUACUGGCUCGCCCGAGUGGAGUCUUAUUAUAGUAAAGGAUUGGUGGGAACGAUGAAAGAACAAGAGAUAGGCGAUGGGAUCGAGAAGAAAUGGGAGGGGAAGACAACGCAAAGCACAGAGAGACAGAAGCAGUGGUGCUUGGUGCCUGAGAGAGAGAUGAGACACAUAGAGAGGCAAGUGCGCCAGGCAGCACAGGCCAGAGAACUCACAGAGAAGACGUUUCGACAGUUACUGCGCUCCCCUUCUGAAACGGCACUCCCGAAAAUCGUGUUCGAGGGGCCUGGUGUCCAGAAUGCACAGAGAAGAAAACAGGGAAGCAGCGGCCAUGCCCUGAGAGCCCAGCUGGCCCGUGCCCGCCCCUCGUAUGAGACACUUACUUGUGGGAACCUCCUUGGUGCUGGCAGCGCUCUUCCUGGAGUGAACGAAGAGAAGUCCCUGCUCUCGGUUCCAGCUCGUGGCAUAGGCCUCCGCGCAGAGGGAGAGGUGGUGAGGCUGAGGUGGAGGUGUGCAGAGCAGUUGCACAGAAGAGGGCCCUCCCGGGUCUGGGUGAGCAGGGAGUCUUCCUUCUCUGCCUUCUAGACAAGGUCACCCACAUGUCCUCUUAAGACACUGGCAGCAGCAUACAGCUUCACUCAAGUCUGAACAGAAGGGUUCCCCGAGAAGGAGUACUGGGAGUCCCCGUUAAUACCAGAAUGCUCAAGUCCCUGGAGAUUCAGGGACUCGGUGACAUCCCGCGAAUCGGUGCCACAUGGCAUUCUGAGCCCUCAAGCAUGCUACGGCAGCCCCAAAGGAGUGCUGAGCUGGGAACUGGGACAUUGGUUUUGGGCCCUAUGUUGGCUGGCUGCUAUGAGGAAGCCCUUACCCCUAGAAUCACAAUUGGGAUAAUAAACCCUUCCUCACCCAGUUGUUCCCAUGAGGUAAGAAAUAGCGCUUUAUACGCAUAAAGUGCCACAAUAUAAAUUACUGCCCUACUGUUGGUUUUCUUCCCCUACUUUCAUGCUGUGCUAUACAUUCCUCCCCAAAUCGAAGCAUGGAAACCCCAUAAUUCAAGUUUAAAAUGCUAAAAAUAAAUGUUUGUUUUUUUGUUGUUGA
Messenger RNA from Eptesicus fuscus (big brown bat), 1386 nucleotides. RefSeq lists its product as uncharacterized. The coding region runs from base 16 to 873 and encodes 285 amino acids. The record is from RefSeq and is a predicted model, not a curated record. The transcript is spliced from 5 exons. Lineage: Eukaryota; Metazoa; Chordata; Mammalia; Chiroptera; Vespertilionidae.